AUGGGCGAGCAGAUCAGAGGCGCGACGAGCGCGGGUGGAGCCGUUCAAGGUCUCGUAGACACCAAGGGGAUCGGCAAGCCCACGACGCUGGGCGACGACCAAGAGAAGUUCGGCGCCUGGAAUCGCAAGAUGGAGAACUACGUGAUCGGCGUGUACGGAGAGAGUUUUCGCCCUGUUCUUCGGUGGGCAGCCGAAGCCGAACGCCCCGUGACGAUCGAGGGAGCUCGGGCGGUGCACGACGGAGUUCCAGAGCUGGAGACCAAGGUCAACCAGCUGUACGCGGCGCUGAUCAGCACGACGGCGGACGGCAGCGAGAGCAACGACCUCGUGACGGGCGCCCCCGACGGGAACGGUCUCGAAGCCUGGCGGAAGCUCCACCGCAGGUGGGAUCCGACGACAGGCCCGUGGAAGAGGCUGAUCCUGAGGUCGAUCAUCUCGCCUCCGAAGUGCAGCGCGGACGAGCUGGGGUCCGCCUUAGAGAAGUGGAUCCAGCAGAUAGGCAGGUACGAACGCCGCCAAGGAGAAGAUGGUCUGGCCGAGCUGCCGGAGGAUAUCAAGAUGGCGGCCCUCGAGAUGCUCGUGCCUCAGGACAUCGAGAACCACCUCGUCCUCAACAAGCAUCGGCUCGUCACGUUCCAGGACAGUCUGAACGAGGUGAUGACGAUCGUGGAGGCUCGGACCGGCAUGAAGAUCAAGGCGGCAGGCAGCCUGGAGGAGGAGCCUGAGGCGGAGGUCGCCGCUCUGGACCUGGGCAGCUUGGACUGCCUGGAGCUCGCCAGCGGCAACGGCCGCGGCGUAGCGGCGGUCGACCUCUCCCCCUUCGUGCAGGACGACUGGAUGAAGUUCAACUGGGACAGCGGUGCAGCUGUCUCAGCAGUCCCUCGGAGCUUCGCGCCGCCGACGGGAAUGAAGGGCAACGGCAGCACGUAUCGUACGGCCAGUGGUGAGCUCGUCCCGGACGAGGGCAGCUUGCAGCUCAAGGCGGAGGACGAGUACGGAGUGCUACGAGCACUCAAGGGACGCGUGACGAACGUGCACAAGCCGUUGAUCUCGGUGGGGCAGGCAGCAGGAGCUGGACAGUGUUCAUUCCUGGGCCGCAAUGGCGGCUGGAUAUUCCACGAGAAGAGCCCAAUCGGCAAGCGCGUGGUAGGCAUGCUCGAGAAGGAGGCGAAGGCGGCGAAGCACCAGAUGCUGCCGGUCUAUCGCGAGCAGGGUGUCUACAACUUCUACCUCAAGAAGGGCCAACAUGGCUCGGUUGCUCCUCUCGAGGAGGGACUUUCGGCAAAGUCGAAGUCCGAGCUGGUGGAGCUCCUCAGCGGCAAGUCGAAGGAGGAGCUGCUGGAGAUCCUCGAGAAGACACCAGCGGCAGCUGCUGCGGCCGACGCUUUGCCAGCUGCUCCUGAUGGACAGCAGGCCGACGAGGGCGAGGAGGAGGCUCGCCCGAGAGUGCUGAAGGCACCUCAUGAGCCCUCUCAGAGGGAGAUCGACGAACACGAGGCGAUGGGACACGCGACUUAUCGCAGCUGGUGUCGCGUGUGUAUUGCGGCAAAGGGCCAAGGCCAGCCGCAUCUCCGCGCACCGGAGGACGACGAGACGGCGGUGCCGGUGGUCUCGUCCGACUACGCCUUCAUGGGCCAGGACGACGCGGACACCAUGCCGAUGCUGGUACUUAGGGAUCGGCGCUCGAAGAUGAUGGCAGCGACAUUCGUGGAGAAGAAGGGCGACGACGCCUACGCCAUCAAGUUCUUUGCACGCUUCUUAAGGAUCCUGGGCUACAGGAAGAUCGUCAACAAGUCCGACGGCGAGCCAGCGAUCCUGCUGGUCAAGAGGCGUGCGGUGGAGGAGGUUCCUGGCCUCGAGGCCAUUCCCCAGGAAUCGGCACCGGCCGAUCAUCAGGCCAAUGGGGAGAUCGAGGUCACGGUGCGCGAGAUCAAGAAGCAGGUGCGGGCGCUCAAGAUGGACCUGGAGUCCAAGCUGGGCGUCAAGGUGGAGGACAAGCACCCGGUGCUAGCGCACCUGCCGGAGCACGCCGCAUCGGUAAUCAACCGAUACCGGCGCGGCCAGGAUGGCAAGACCGCUCUUCAGCGGCUCACGGGACGGCAGUGGAGGAAGCCGGUCCCGCUCUUCGGCGAGCGCUUGAUGGCGCGGUUCGCCGGGGAGCGCGCGAGGACGAACGCGCUGGAGGAGCAGAUGGUGGAGGCUCGCUACAUCGGCCACCACCCGCGCGACGGCUCGAUGAUGGUCAUCACGAGCGACGGCGUGAAGAAGGCGGUAGGCUUUCGCAGCCUGCCGCAGAGCGAGAAGUGGAUCACGGCGGGCUGGGAUGGCCUGAAGGGCCUGCCGUGGGACGUGGCUCCGCGUGCGGCAAGCGCGCCGCGGGCCAUCGUCGGACCUGGAGAGGUCGGACCGCCACCAAUUGUGGUGGCGUCGCCGCAGCCGCAGGCGCCGAGGAGGAUGUACGUCCUCAAGGCGGACGUCGAGCGGCUGGGCGCAACGCCGGGAUGCCCAGGGUGCGUCUCGAUCGCCAAGCACGGCCGGGUGCUGGCUGGCCACGCGCACAACGCGGUGUGCAGCAAGAGGAUCUUCGAAGCGCUGGACGCGGAGGAGGCAGGCCGGGAAAGGACCGGCCAGUAUCGAGAACGGAGGCAGGGCCAAGAGGCCAGAGUCCGACCAGCGGCAGCGGCCGCGGCAGGGACCCCUCCGCCGAAGACGGCUCGGAGGAUCACCGAGCCGGUGGCAGCGGCGGCAGCGGCAUCGGCCGCGCCGGCCGCGACCCGAUCGGCAGCAGCGCCAGCCGUGGCAGCCACAGCGGCGCGCAUGCGAGAGAGCCAGCCGGUAGCACCGGGCUUCGGCGUGGCGGCUCCUUCAGGAGGAGCGAGCUCCAGUUCGGGAGCGGCGCGAGCGGCAGAGGCCGCCGCGGAUGUCGACAUGACCGCGGCCAGGUCGCGGCUGAAGCGCUUGGCAGAGGUGGCCCCGGAUGACGUGCCGGAGGCCCUCGAGCGCGGUGAUCCACAGCCGGCAGACGUGCCGGUACCGGUGGACAUGGAGGAUCUCGCGGCGCAGCCGGCGCCCGCGGAAGGACCUCAGCUGCCAGCUGGAGUGGCAGUCGUGUGGAACGCCAGUGAGGGGAGGCACAUGCGGGUGCUCGCCCUCGAUGUGGCGUCGAUCGAGCUAGUUGAGCUCGGAGCGCUGACGAGAGCGAAGGCGGAGUUGCUCCCGCUCGUUCGCGAACAGGUCAGUGGCCAUUGGGCCAGCGCCGGCGUGGACAUCGCCGACGAAGAGGUGGACAGCAUCGCCCUAUCGGCGUUGCAGCUGGGCGCCGUGGACGUGGCCGAGGUGUACUCGCCACAUCGGUUCUCGGCUCGGGCAGCGGAAUUUCAGCUGCGCCCGGGCUUCGCGGCGGACCUGGAGGAACUCAAGGAGGACGGGGCGCCGUGGGACUUGCGGCGCCCCGAAGAUGUCAAGGAGCUCGAGAAGCAGCAGGAGCGGAUGGAUCCCAUCCUGCUCACGGGGUCCCCUCCCUGCGAGAAGUUCAGCUUGCUGAGGGGCCUGAGCGCCAAGUUCAGGACCGAUGAGCAGGAGGCGGCUGAGAUGGAGGAGGCCAGACACCACCUGAAGGUGGCAGUCGACGCCUACUGGCGUCAGCUCAGGAAGCCAGGCAGGUACUUCCUGCAUGAGCAUCCCUGGAGCGCGCGAUCGUGGAAAGAGGACAUCGUCAAGGAGCUGGUCGCGCAUCCAGGAGUCUUCACGGUCAAAGGCCCCAUGUGUCGGUGGGGCAUGAAGCUCACGAACCCACGCAGUGGUCAGGAGGAGUUCGUGCGCAAGGAGACCGGAUGGGUCACCAACCAUCCAGGCUUAGCCCGGAGGCUGCAGGGCACUUGCAGCAAUGUGGACGGCCGCGCGGACUGGCAUCGCCACAUCACGCUCGUGGGCGGCAUCGCGCGGUUCGCGAAGGUCUAUCCACCGAAGUUGGUAGAGGCGGUGCUGGAGGAGCUCAAGGACACGCUGAAUGACGUGGGAGAGCUCAGCACCGCCCAGGUGCAGCAGUCGGGCCCAGUCCCAGUGGAUGCGGCAGUGCCGCCCGGGGACUGGACGAGUUACUGGGACGACGUCAAUGGCGGCUACCUGGAGGCGGGCCUUGUUGCCCAGGCUCGCGCGGUCGAGCGCGAGUGGGUCAAGAAGCAGGAGCUGAUCGAGAUCGUCCCGAGGUCUCAGGCUUUCGCCGAGACUGGGCCACCGCUCCACAUUCAGGAGUCGCUUCGCAAGAAGGGCAGGAAGCCGGGCAACUUCAAGAUCGGCUUCUUCGACAUCAGCAGGGCGCACUUCUACGGGAAGGCGCAGCGGAGAAUCUUCGUGGAGCUGGAGGAGGAGAGUCGCAAGGAGUACGGCGAGGACAAGUGCGGCCUACUCCUCAAGUCCUGGUACGGCACGCAGGACGCCAGCAAGAUCUGGCAGGGCGACUACACGGAGCUGCUGGAGGAACACGGCUACAAGGCGGGCGUGUCGUGCCCAGCGGUCUUCUACAAGGAGGUGGACGAGACGAGGCUGCUGGGGCACGGUGACGACUUCGCGGUGCUGGCUCAGCAGCAGGACAUCGACAGCUUCGAGGCCACGCUGGGCAAGAAGUACGAGUUCAAGAAGACUGCGAACCUAGGCUUCGACGAGGGCGAUGACAAGCAGGCGGUCUUCCUGAAUCGGGUCAUCGAGGUCAGUGCGGGAGUUCCGCCUGGCGGUGGCCGGCCCUGCCGGCAUGCGAUGAUCGAGCCGGACACGCGGCACGCGGAGAUCGUGAUCGACGAGUUGGGUCUCAGCAAGGCCAACGGCGUGGACACGCCGAUGGAGAAGCGCAGCGCCGACAAGCAGAUGAUGGAUGCGAAGUCGGCGGCGUUGGGAGCAGCGGAAGCUUCGCGCUUCCGAUCCCUCACCAUGAGGGUGGCCUACCUGUCUCAGGACAGGCUGGACUUGGCAGAGGCAUCGAAGACGCUCGCUAGGUCCAUGCAGACGCCAACGGAGGCGAGCUGGCUCAUGCUCAAGAGGGUUGGCCGCUACCUUAAGCGGCAUCCUAGCACGGUGACGGUUUUCACGGAGCAGAAGAUGUUCGACAAUAUCCGGGUGCACGUGGACUCUGAUCAUGCAGGCUGUGCAGUCACGCGGAAGAGCACAGGAGGCUUCGUGGCGAUGCUAGGGCAUCAUGUAGUCAAGCACGGCAGCAACCUGCAGUCGACGGUUUCAUUGAGCAGCGGGGAGAGCGAGUACUACGCCCUGGUGAAGGGCGGGAGCGUGGGCCUAGGCCUUCACAGCCUCUUCGCGGAUUGGGGGCUGGACCUGAAGGUGGAGCUUGCCUCAGAUUCAUCGGCGGCCCGGGGCCACGUCCAACGGCGAGGUCUCGGGAAGAUGCGACAUGUUCAAUCACGGUACUUGUGGAUCCAGGAGCGUGUUGGCAAGGGCGACAUCUCGAUCGCUGCGGUUCCUGGCAAGAACAAUGUCGCGGACGUGCUGACCAAGAGCGUGGGUGGAUCCCUUUUGAGGAGACACAUGGCGACGCUGAAUAUCUGGGAUCGGGCACCGAGUUCGACUCAGAAGGACUUCAAGUGA
Molecule: messenger RNA, 5595 nt
Organism: Prorocentrum cordatum
Lineage: Eukaryota; Dinophyceae; Prorocentrales; Prorocentraceae
Source: the annotation of a GenBank genome assembly